This is a messenger RNA of Haemonchus placei, 399 nucleotides long. The record is from the annotation of a GenBank genome assembly. Lineage: Eukaryota; Metazoa; Nematoda; Chromadorea; Rhabditida; Trichostrongylidae.
AUGACAUGGAUGAGAGGGAAAGUAAGCCAUCACAGUUCCCCCACUAUACACCAAUCAUGCAGUUACAAUCCUCGUUUCAGAGCUGGUCCAUUUGGAGUGGGAAUAAUCUAUAUAUACUUCAUUAUUGGAGUUAUAGCAAACCGACUUCUAGUUUCACCAUUAACCAAGUGGACAGCAAGAGUCGAAAGAGCCGAGGGUGACUUCAGGUACAAGCAUGUAUCCGUCCGGAACAAUGCGGAAGAGUCAGCUUUCUACAAUGCAGCUCAGUUUGACAUGCACGAAAGUGAUCGUUUCUUCACGUCUCUUCUGAAAAUGCAAUUAACUGCCGCUCUAUGGAAAUAUCCAGCACAAUGUAACUUUAAUUUUACAUUAAAUCUCAUGGAAUCAGAGAAUUUCUGA